Theobroma cacao (cacao) is the source of this 1140-nucleotide messenger RNA. Its product is annotated as squamosa promoter-binding-like protein 4. The record is from RefSeq and is a predicted model, not a curated record. Gene Ontology annotation, cellular component: nucleus. Lineage: Eukaryota; Viridiplantae; Streptophyta; Magnoliopsida; Malvales; Malvaceae. Gene Ontology annotation, molecular function: DNA binding.
CCUCCCCUGUGCACAACCAAGCACACGCAUAAAAGACCCAGCAAAGAGGAAACAAAAUGGAGCUUGUGGUCCUAACUCAUCCACUCUUUCUCUCAUCCUUUUACUCGCCUCUCUUACUUGUGGCUUCCUCUCCUUCUUUCUUGCUUUUUUGCUCUUUUCACUCUCUUCACACAGAUAGUACUUGUAUGGAAGCAAGAGGGAAGCAAAAGAUGGGGAAGGGGGUGAAAAGGGAGGCAGAUAUGGAGUCUGAUGAUGAUGGGAGUGAGCUGCAAUUUGGUGGGUCUAUGGAAGAUGAUGAUAAGAAAAGGAAGAAUGUGGUCGUCCUUGGUGGCAGUGCUGCUGCUGCUGGGUCUGGGAGGAAGGGGUUAACUGGUGCUGGUGCUAUGAGGUGUUGUCAGGCAGAGAACUGUACGGCUGAUCUGAGUGAUGCAAAGCAGUAUCAUAGGAGGCAUAAAGUGUGUGAACAUCAUUCCAAGGCUCAGGUUGUGCUCGUGGCUGGAUUUAGGCAGCGCUUUUGUCAACAAUGUAGCAGAUUCCACGUGCUUUCUGAAUUUGAUGAAGCCAAAAGAAGUUGUCGCAGGCGUUUGGCUGGGCAUAAUGAGCGACGGAGGAAGAACUCCACUGAAUCUCAUGGGGAAGGCUCAGGCCGCAAAGGAACAGGCACCCAGUUGAAGGAUAUGAUCUGUGGGCAGGUUGAUGAUAGGGGAAGGAUUAAGUUGACUAUUCAAGAAACUUCCACGUACGAACAGUUUCAGAUCAGAUGAGAUCUAAUUGUUUGCUCUGCAGCAUAUAUGCUCUCUCUCUUCUGUCAUUGUAGGGAUGUAAUGCUAGUCAUAUUAUCAUUCUGUAUUAUAUAUGUACUGCAGAUCUGUAUAUAGGUCAAAUAGAAGAGGCAACAGCAGUUUGGCAUCCAUUUAUUGGUGCAAGAGUUGCUAGUCAUGGCUCUAGCUAUAUGCAAUAUAUGGCUUAACUACAUAACUCAUUUAUGCUGCUGGGUUAGAAUAUUGUUGCAUGUACUGCCUUGACCAUCAUCAUGCCCUUUAAUGUUAUAUAUUGUCAUUAUAGUUGAUUUUUUUUUUUAAUCAUGUGAAAAUGAACUUGUCUUGAAGAGAAUGGAGUCAUGGAUACAUUUUGCAUCUA